Peromyscus eremicus (cactus mouse) is the source of this 996-nucleotide messenger RNA. RefSeq names its product patr class I histocompatibility antigen, A-2 alpha chain-like. Lineage: Eukaryota; Metazoa; Chordata; Mammalia; Rodentia; Cricetidae. The record is from RefSeq and is a predicted model, not a curated record. The coding region runs from base 1 to 996 and encodes 331 amino acids. Gene Ontology annotation, molecular function: signaling receptor binding; peptide antigen binding. The transcript has 5 exons. Gene Ontology annotation, cellular component: external side of plasma membrane. Gene Ontology annotation, biological process: positive regulation of T cell mediated cytotoxicity; antigen processing and presentation of endogenous peptide antigen via MHC class Ib; immune response.
AUGAGGACACCUAGACCUGGUGCCCUCUUGCUCCUGCUGGUGGCCUUGACCCUGACCCAGAACUGUGUAGGCUCACACUGGCUGCAGCUUUUGGACACCUUGGUUUAUGGGCCAGACAUCUGGGAGGCCCGAUUCAUCCAUGUCUGCUAUGUGGACACCACACAGUUUAAGGGAUUCGACAGCAACGAAGCGACAGCGAGGAUGCGACCUCGGGCGCCGUGGAUGGAGCGGGAGCCGCCUGAGUAUUGGGAGAGGGAGACAGAGGAAGCCUUGCACAAGUCACAGAACGACCGGAAGUUUCUUCGGUUCCUGAUGAACUACUACAAACACAGCAAAGACGAAUAUCACACCCUACAGAAGGUGCUUGGCUGCAAUGUGGAUAAUAAUGGGAGCUUCCUCGGCGGUCACUACCGGUUCACCUACUAUGGCCACGAUUACAUCACCUUGAAUGAGGACCUGAGCUCUUGGAGUGCAGAAGGCAAGGCAGCUCAACUCAUAAGGCAAAGCUGGGAGGAGGACGGUGCAGCCGCGAGCUGGAGGACUUACCUGCAGGGGGAGUGUGUGGAAAUGCUUCGCAGAUACCUAGACCUUGGGAAGGAGACAUUGCUGCGCUCUGACCCUCCCCAAACAUAUGUGGCCCAUCAAGUAAGACCUGGAGGGAAUGUCACCCUGAGGUGCUGGGCCUUGGGCUUCUACCCAGCUGAGAUCACCCUGACCUGGCAGAGGGAUGGGAACAACCACACCCAUGAUAUGGAGCUGGGAGAGACCAGGCCUGCAGGGGAUGGAACCUUCCAGAAGUGGUCAGCUGUGGUGGUUCUCUCGGGAGAGGAACAGAGAUACACAUGCCAUGUGAACCAUGAGGGUCUGCCUGAGCCCCUCACUCUGAGAUGGGAGCCUUCUCAGACAAUCAUCUUCCUCAUGGCGAUUCUUACCGGCCUGGUUUUUGGAGCUUUGGUUAUGGGAGCCGUGGUGAUUUUUCUGAUAUGGAAGAAAUAA